Molecule: messenger RNA, 1598 nt
Organism: Cokeromyces recurvatus
Lineage: Eukaryota; Fungi; Mucoromycota; Mucoromycetes; Mucorales; Mucoraceae
Exons: 5
Coding region: 1-1518 (505 amino acids)
Molecular function (GO): oxidoreductase activity
Source: RefSeq, a predicted model, not a curated record
AUGUGUCCCCACGAUAACUUAGAGGAGUGUUCAAAAAGAGUAGAAUUUAUUGCAUCAUAUUGCAAUUUAGGAAAUGCAAAAACAUAUAGAACUAAAGUUGCUAUCCUUGGUGGUGGUGUUAGUGGUAUCAGUGCUGCCUUGAAUUUAACUGCUGCUAAUAUUACGGACUUUAUGAUGAUUGAGGCCAGAGAUGUCUUAGGAGGUCGAGCUCAAGAUGCUCCUUUCGCAGACGUUAAUGUUGAAUUAGGCUGUAAUUGGGUUCAAGGUCUUGGUACGAAUCCUAUUAAUCAACUUGCUUUAAAGUAUAAACUACGUACUGCUGUAACAAAUGGUAACGAUGUAGUGUUUUAUAGUCCAAAAGGAAAGAUCAAUGCUACUGAAAGACUUAAUCAAUUGUACAAAGACUAUGAUGCAAUGACUGAAAUGGCUAUGAAAAGAGUUGAAAAGGACCAAGUAGAUCUUUCUGGUAGAGCUGGUUUAGACCUUUCUGGCUGGUACCCUAGAGAUUCAAUUGAUAAUGCAAUUGAAUACUAUGUAUGGGAUUGGGAAAUGGGUGAAACACCAGAACUUUCUUCCACUAUUUUUACUGCUGUUAAUGAUAAUUGGACUUACACUGGCUUCGGCCCAGAUAGUGAUGGUGAUAAUAUGGUUCUUGAUCCACGUGGAUUUAAAUAUAUCUUUUUAGAGGAAUCCAAAAAAGCUUUGAAACCUAAUGAUUCUCGAUUACUAUUAAAUACGAUUGUCACGAAGAUAAAGUAUGACAAAAAGGGAGUCACUGUUUAUACUAAACAAGGUGAUAUAAUCAAAGCAGAUUAUGCAAUUACAACAUUUAGUAUUGGAGUUCUUCAACAUAAAGAUAUCAAAUGGAGUCCUCCUUUACCUUCUUGGAAAUUAGAGGGAAUUUACGGGUUUCAUAUGGCUACUUAUACAAAGAUUUUUUUAAAUUUUCCAUAUAAAUUCUGGGAUGAUAAUCAAUUUGUUGUAUGGGCCGACUCUGAUCAAAGGGGCUAUUAUACUGCUUGGCAAAAUUUGAACGUUCCUGGUUUCUUAUCUGAAAAUUCGACAAGUAAUAUUUUCUUUGUAACCGUAACACAGGACAUGUCAUAUCAUGUGGAAGCUAUGAAGGAUGAUGAUGUUAAGGAUGAAAUCAUGCAAGUACUGCGUCAGAUGUAUGGUGACGAUAUCCCGGAACCUACUGAUUUUUUGUUUCCACGAUGGCGUUCAAAUCCUUUAUUUCGUGGGAGUUAUUCAAACUGGCCAAUUGGUGAGUUGGAUGAACAUCAUGCUAAUAUGAAGGCUUCUUUAAAGAAUCGUGUUUGGUUUGCUGGAGAAGCCAUGUCUGCGCAUUAUUUUGGUUUCUUACAAGGUGCAUGGUUCAGUGGCGCCGAAACAGGCGCCAAUGUAGCUCAAUGUAUCUUGAAGGAAUGUCCUCCUUCCAUUUAUUAUCCUAUCAUUACGAAUGCUAAGCUUAGUUCAAGUAUUGUUCGUAGGUCGUUUUUAGGGAAUUUUAAUAAUUAACUAAUACACAUAAAAUAACAAUAGCAGAUUUUUUUUUUUUACACUAUCAAACUAAUUAAUAAACAUUUUUAUUUUAAUCG